This is a messenger RNA of Wasmannia auropunctata (little fire ant), 908 nucleotides long. RefSeq lists its product as uncharacterized. The transcript has 2 exons. Lineage: Eukaryota; Metazoa; Arthropoda; Insecta; Hymenoptera; Formicidae. Bases 305 to 895 code for a protein of 196 amino acids. The record is from RefSeq and is a predicted model, not a curated record.
AAAUAAGUAUUUCAGUGUUGCUGACAGCGCGUCACAUUAAGUUCCUGUGAUUUUCUCGUAAUACAUCUAUCAAUUAUAGCAAACGUUAGAUUUGGAUAACUGUAAUAGAAAUUUUUACGCUUCUCGGAAAUUAAGAUUAAAAUGUAUUAGCAACAAAGAUUGAAUUAAGUGAAAUUUUUUAGCAGCAAUAGUCUUUAAGUGGAACCGAUAUAAGAGCAGAGUCAUAGCGAUAAUUGAGACUAUUUGUACGAUUUGAUUCUAAUAGUGUACAUCGAGUUUGUCAACGGUCCGUGCAGAGACGAUCAUGGCGAUGGCCUGGCUGAAAAUCUUAUUUUAUUACAUUCUGUGUACUGUAAUAGUUAUUACUGCACAGUACACGAGCGACUCCGAGUACAACGAUUUUGACUUCUACGAGGAUUUGUCAGCGGAUCGCUCAAAAGGUUUCAAUAAAAAAUACAACAGUGUCGCGCAGGACGAUUUUUACAUUGCAAACGAUUUCGACGACACGGAAAAUCAGAAUCACGGCAUGCGUCCUGGGUCGAAUUACGCCGUUUUUGGAAACAAUAUCGGUCCUUUUGAGAGAGAUCCUUUCGACAAGCAAUUCAACUGGUAUAAAUUGUCCGAGAAAGUUUACAGAUACACGAAGCACCGAAUUCCCGGGUACGACUACGACGAGUUCGAUUACAUGCGUUCGAGGAAUGUUGAGUGCGACAACAGAUCGAUCUGGACGCAUUGUCUUUGCCAAUUCACGUGCUCGAAGCCGGACGUAGUAGACUGUUACACGCCGUGCAGAAGCGGAUGCGAGUGCAAGGAGGAGUACGUUUUUGAUGAGAAAGCGCAGAGAUGCCUGUUACCCGAGGAAUGCUCGACGGACGAUUACAAUUACAAUUAUUAAAACUUUAUAUUUA